UACCGUAAACCCGCUGCUAACUGUCGUGCAUUGCCUUGCUGCAGCUUAACCUGUCACAAACGUUAGCUUCAUUGCAGUUUAAUUUGUAAACGCUGCUGCUGAAAAAAUAAUGGCAGACGAGGAGAAGUUACCAGGUGGAUGGGAGAAAAGAAUGAGUCGCAGUUCAGGCAAAGUUUACUACUUCAACCACAUCACCAACGCCAGCCAGUGGGAGCGUCCGGUGGGAGACGGCCGUGGAGAGCCAGAGAAGGUGCGCUGCUCUCACCUCCUGGUGAAGCACAGUCAGUCACGUCGUCCAUCCUCUUGGCGGGAACAAAAUAUCACACGAACUAAAGACGAGGCCCUGGAGCUCAUUCAGAAAUAUAUAGAAGACAUCAAGUCUGGAGAGGAGAAGUUUGAGUCCCUGGCUUCUCAGUUCAGCGACUGCAGCUCAGCUAAGAACGGUGGAGAUCUGGGCUUAUUUGGCAAAGGUCAGAUGCAAAAGCCUUUUGAAGAGGCCUCCUUCGCUCUCAAAGUGGGCGACAUGAGCGGCCCUGUUUUCACGGACUCUGGAGUCCACAUCAUCCUACGUACUGGUUGACUUGGAAGGAGGGGGGGGGGCUCAUUCUACUUUCCUCUCAUGUCUUCACACACACACACACACACACAGUCCAACCCGACCCGAGCCGAUUUAUUUUAAUGACCCGCAUAACCCAACAGACAAGUCGUACGUGCUGAAUCGAUAAGUUUCAUGGGGAUCAUUUCUGUUCCGUGCACUAUUGGACAUGUAUGAAUAAUUUAAUCACACUGAACAUCAAGGAGCAUCGCAGAAUAUUCCUGUGAGACCUCAAGCUUUUAUUAACCCCAUCAUAUGAAAACAUGAGUGCCUGUGACUCUGUUGACGUCAUCGGUCUCACCCUCCCGUGCGUUUGUAAAAGCUUGUUUUUUUUUAUUAUGUGCAUGAAUACUAAAAGGACCAUUCACUCUGUUUCCCUGUAACCUUUUUCAUUUCUACUGUAUUUGUGCCGAAACAGGUCCUCAAUCCUGUUUUGGAAAACGGAUUCAUAAGAUGUUUAAAAUAGUUUUACUUGUAAAUCCAUGCAAUGCAAAGAGCUGUUAUUUUGAGUUCUCCACAUUUAGCGUUGAUUUAAAUUUGUCAUCCUUUGCAGAAAUCCAGUAAAAUUCCAGUGAAAAAACACCCACCUUGAAAAGUGCAUCUUUUCUUUCCUUACGAUAUGCAAAGAUAAAGACGGCACAGUUGGAAAUUUCCAGGUUUUAACAAUCCGCUCUGCAGCUUUUAAAAGCAUCAAAGUUCAGAUGACCUGUUGCACCGUUUUCCCUGCAUCAAUAAAAAUAUCUUUUUCUAA
This is a messenger RNA of Gasterosteus aculeatus aculeatus (three-spined stickleback), 1346 nucleotides long. RefSeq names its product peptidylprolyl cis/trans isomerase, NIMA-interacting 1 (gene pin1). The record is from RefSeq and is a predicted model, not a curated record. Lineage: Eukaryota; Metazoa; Chordata; Actinopteri; Perciformes; Gasterosteidae. Gene Ontology annotation, molecular function: protein binding; peptidyl-prolyl cis-trans isomerase activity. Gene Ontology annotation, cellular component: cytosol; nucleus.